AUGACGAACCUCAUGCAGAAACUACGAAGGAAGCGAAAGCUAUCAUCCGAAUUGCACUCACGAUGGGGCGACAUAUCCAUCACCUAUCCCAACGGCGGCUCUUGGAACCAGUGGGAUCAAGCGAGUACGGGCGCCCGCACAUCUGAUGGAGACCGCGAACGGCGACAGAACUCACUCGAGCCUGGUAGAUGCGCCAGUUCGCCUCGCAUAGGAGUUUCUGGACCACCAGCCAGCAGAGAUGAGCGAGCACAAUCCGUUGAUUCAGCCAUGACCAUUCCUACGGGACAUUACGAUGCGCGAGAGACAGAAGGGGCAACCGUACCAUCACCGCACAAUGGAUCGAACGGGCGACAUCAGCCCUCCUCCGGUCGGCCUAGUAUGUACGAUGAUUCUGAGCUCUACUCGCGAGCGUCCAAGUCGCCCCCAUUGUCUGUCACGUCGCGUAUGCGCGGAUGUAGUGUCCAGGGGUAUUUGGCAGAGUCUCCAGUGUCGAUGCCAGGGACGGUCGGGUCGAGACAUAACAGCUAUACUUCCUCAGUUCCCUCAAAUCCGUCCGAGGACCAGCGAAUUCCGGGCAUUAUCCCACCAUCUUCUACGCUGGCAGAGCGGAGGGCUAGCCGACGAUCUAAGCAGGAGCUUCCACGAGCACAGGAGAUGGUCCCAUCUUACGAUGAACUGUACGGGUAA
Molecule: messenger RNA, 687 nt
Organism: Aspergillus uvarum CBS 121591
Lineage: Eukaryota; Fungi; Ascomycota; Eurotiomycetes; Eurotiales; Aspergillaceae
Exons: 2
Coding region: 1-687 (228 amino acids)
Source: RefSeq, a predicted model, not a curated record